AUGCCUGUCGCACUAGCACCAAAUCCCGAUCCUGUGUUUUACUUGAUCGGAGAUGAAGUAUCAACAGCACAGUCUGUAACUCUCGAUUCCAAAUGGAAGAUUGAAGAUGUUAAGCGCGCUGUGGGAGCCGUGUUUCACGUUGCUGCACCACUUGGCUUGACCUUCCACGGAGAAAACGAACAAGAAUUCUCGACAGUCGAGGAAAUCCUUGCUGCACCCUCAUCAAAAACUACUCCUAUUGGCCUUCGUGUUGAUGGACAGGCAGUCCAAAGCCCUCAAGGCCCCGAGGGCCUCCCACUCGUGGGCAGCUUCUAUGAGAUCUUCCCCGACCACCUGGGCAACCACUACCGACUCUUCCGCAAAUACGGUCAUGUUAUCAAGACCACCAACAUGGGCAAGACAACAUACUUGACUGAUAGCCCUGAAGUCGCAGCCGUCGCCCUGACCGAGUCGGUCUACAUGACCAAAAAGAUUAACGAGAGCCACCCUCUCUGGGGUGUCAAGGACAACACAGCAAUCUUUAUCGGAGAUACCGAGACUGAGAACUGGCGCUUGGCCCAUAAGUUCUUACCACCAGCAAUGGGUCCAAAGGCAGUGCGUCACUACACCCCGUUGAUGCAGGAGUGUGUGCGCAAGUCCUUCGCAGUCUUCGAUGAACUUGAUGCACGCGGCAAGUCCUGGAACGCCUACCAAUACAUGGUGAAGCUAGCUUCGCAGACCAUCGGAAAGUUCUCUUUGGGCACAGACUUUGAACACUUUACCGAUGUCGACGCCCCUUUGCACCCUAUUGUCACCAACAUCGCCAGUUUGUUGUCCCUUAACAAGAAGAUCACCUCCCGAGGUGAAUGGUACCGCCACCUUCCCUUUGGUGAUCCUGCCCGUCUCAAGCUUGUCCAGCGCACAAUCUACUCCCUCCUACAAGAGAAGAUUGACCUAGUCAAGGGCUCCGGUAUUGAUGGAAUGCCCAUGAAUCAAGCGGCAGUCGAAGCCUCCUGCGUAGUCGACUACCUACUCAACACCGUCGACGAAUCUGGCCAAAAGUUCCCCGAAGGUCUGAUUGUGGCGAACAUGCUCAUCGUCACCGGUGCCGGCUUCACAACGACCUCUGCUCUGAUGUCAUGGCUCCUUUAUUGCCUUGUCACGUACGAAGGUGCCCAAGACCGCCUGUACGAGGAGCUGUGUGAGCGUGGCGUCGCCAAUACCGACAAGCCCGUUGACUGGACACCUGAGUUUGCCCACAGCCUAACCUUCCUCGACUGCUUCGUCAAGGAGACCCAGCGCCUGCACAACGCCUCCUUCCAGCCUGGUCGCACGACGAAAACCGACGUCGUCCUGCCCGGUGGAUACCGUCUACCCCCUGACAGUGUUAUAGUCCCUAACUUGUACUCUAUCCACACAAAUCCAGAGGUCUGGCGCGAUCCUUUCCGCUUUGAUCCCGAUCGCUGGACUAGUGAAGAGACAAAGAACAAGCAUCGUUGCGCUUACAUUCCUUUCGCUACGGGCCCCCGUGGCUGUAUUGGAUUUAACUUUGCGCUGCUUGAGGUUAAGAUCUUGUUGUCGGAGCUUGUCUCACGCUAUGAGUUCACUCGUGAGGGUCUUGAGGCAGUCGAGUAUGAUCCUGAAUUCCAGUUGAUCCGGCCCUUGAACUUCUAUGUUCGCGCAAAGAAAAGAACUACUGCUGUAUAG
Penicillium coprophilum is the source of this 1686-nucleotide messenger RNA. Its product is annotated as cytochrome P450. The transcript has 2 exons. The coding region runs from base 1 to 1686 and encodes 561 amino acids. Gene Ontology annotation, molecular function: monooxygenase activity; oxidoreductase activity, acting on paired donors, with incorporation or reduction of molecular oxygen; heme binding. NCBI's taxonomy places the organism in Eukaryota, Fungi, Ascomycota, Eurotiomycetes, Eurotiales, Aspergillaceae. The record is from RefSeq and is a predicted model, not a curated record.